Actinia tenebrosa (Australian red waratah sea anemone) is the source of this 2341-nucleotide messenger RNA. RefSeq lists its product as uncharacterized. The record is from RefSeq and is a predicted model, not a curated record. NCBI's taxonomy places the organism in Eukaryota, Metazoa, Cnidaria, Anthozoa, Actiniaria, Actiniidae. Gene Ontology annotation, cellular component: plasma membrane; cell surface. Gene Ontology annotation, molecular function: nerve growth factor binding; coreceptor activity; death receptor activity. Gene Ontology annotation, biological process: Rho protein signal transduction.
AAAAAUAUCAGAAACUAUACACUGAGGGGGGAAUGGACUUUGUUCUCCCCUUGUGCAAGACCGACCGUUGCAAGACUCGAUUCUGUAUGCGCAUAACAAAUUCCAUCACAACAAAUUGACCUUUUCACUGAGAAUAAAGAAUUAGCUAACGGGGAAUCCCCGGUGCCGAUACGUAUGUAGUUUUAAUGAAGAGUUUUCUCCUUCGAUCUUCGGUUAUUUCUUUAUAUGUUACAGCGUUUUCAAAAGACAUGGGAUGUUUCUUGGUUGGAGUAUUGUUUCUAUCUGGUGUUAUUCGUGCCACGGUAGAACGACGCCCCCGCGAUGAUUCCAUAUGCCCUGGUAACCAAAUCACCUGGAUUUACAAAAAUAGUGGUCAAGUGAUUGGUUGUUCGCCAUGUCCUGCUUGUCCACCAGGAACAGAAUACUCCAUUCCUUGUUCUACUAAAGCAGUAAAUGGUACACCGGCCAAAUGUAUGACUUGUCCGCGUGGAAAGUUUUCCAACAAAUUCGACAAUAAGCCAUGCGUUGCUUGCACACGAUGUUCAAAAAGAUAUGCAAAAAAAGGUUGCACACCACAUGGAAAUGCUGUCUGCGGAGGCUGUAAAGCCGGAUACUAUGACAAUGAAAUUUCAUUUAGCUGUGAGGAAUGUGGAAGGUGUUGUCAUGACGGCAAAGAUGAAGCACCAUUGGGAUGUGCAAGGGUAGGAAUGUGUAAAACUAGACCCUAUGGUUGUCCCAAACUUAACAGAACCCCAACAAAACCUAGAAUGAACUUGACAAUUAAGGAAUCUUUGGCCAGCAAAAUAUUUACACAACAAGUUAAAAAAUUUCAGAGGCGAUCAACGAAUAAACCCAGGACAUCCUCGAGCCCCUCAAUACCGUUCCUUACAAAAUCAGAUAAGGAAAGAACGCACUUCACAUCUCAAGUAGAACAAGGCCGCUCAAUGAAUAACAUUCGUCAUGAAGACACAGCUUUGUCACAAACUAUUGUCCUGUACAUUUUGCUAAGUCUACUUGUACUCAUACUCAUUCUUUUGGCUGUUGCUGCAAUUAAAAUUAAUAUACCCUUCAAAAGAACCCAGCGACCAGAAUUAGUCAGAAACCUUAGCUCAAGUUAUACGACCAAUCCAUUCAUGCCUGUGCCUACCCCUGAAGACCGAACACUCGAAGAUUUUAUUGAAAAGUGCCAUGAUGUCGUUGAAAGCGUAUGCGUUCUCCUUGGUGACAAGCAAAAAAGAGGAAUGUGGGACUUCGAGAGGGUGGCAGCGAGAUUUGGACUAACCCAAGAAGAAAGAAUCAGCAUAAAGAACCAAACAACCAUAGAGGGGGGCAAUGCAACACGGCAACUUAUGGAGGUUUUGUGUUCUAAAAGGCCUAAAAUAACUGUUAAGCAGUUUGCAGAAAUCGUAAAAAAUAUUAAUAGGAAUGACGUAUUCGAUAAACUUCAGCCGUUUUUAUCUAACUAGGCUAUAUCUAUUAGUCUCACCACAGGUAGCCCACUGGGCAGAAUCAGUUAUCAUCUGGGAUAUAAUUGAUAAAGAUGCUCUAAAUUCAAACCGCGUAUAUGCAUAAAGCCUCUACAAAGAUCUUAACUGAAAUCGAUAAUGUAGAACGAGUCAGGUUGAGUAUACCCAGGGUACAACAUGGGGUGGGUUGGGUAUACCCAGUGUACAACAUGGGGUGGGUUGGGUAUACCCAGGGUACAACAUGGGAUGGGUUGAGUAUACCCAGGGUACAACAUGGGAUGGGUUGAGUAUACCCAGGGUACAUCAUGGGGUGGGUUGAGUAUACCCAGGGUACAACAUGGGGUGGGCUGGAUAUACCCAGGGUGCAACAUGGGAUGGGUAUACCCAGGGUACAACAUGGGCUGGGUAUACCCAGGGUACAACAUGGGAUGGGCUGGGUGUACCCAGGGUACAACAUGGGAUGGGAUGUGAAGUUAUAAAGUUUGUAUUUGAGCUUUGCCUAGGAUAAAAAUUAAAUUCAGGGGUCCAUCAUUUCUGUCAAUGCCCUGUCAAAAUAUGAUUUGUGGGUGUGAAAAUGUGACUAAGCACUUGAUUAAAAACCGUGAUCGAUACAGUUAAAAUACAUGGUUUAUUAAUAAGUAGCUGUAACAAGAAUUAAUAAUACAAUGUCCCACUAAAGACUUAGUUCAAGUUUGUUUCAGGUCACCGUCUCUCAACAUUUCAUGAGCGUAGAAGAAUUAUUGAUUUCAAUGUCUUACUUGCGUGACGACCUUUAUUCUAACUUCACUUACAAAGUAUUUAAAAAAUUAAAACUGUAAACUAGAAAGUGUAGUCCUAAACUUCUUGAUCGUUGUAUUAAAGUGUGAUUACAUUUU